AAUUAUUCAUGCUUCAUUAUGGCAGGAGGAUAACAGUAGGCGUUGUCUUAUUUAUACAAUUCUAUGCUGACAGUUCUUUUUAGUCUAUGUAUGGUUUAGGAAAUGUAUUUUCUCUUAAAAUGUGUAUUUGUUAUUCAUAAAUGAAAGUGAAAUUAAAUAGGAGGUGGUCACGUGUUUGCGUCGUUGUAGUACGGAGAGAGAUAUCCAGAGUACGUACUACAUCCGUGAUUAGAUGAACAUGGCGCAGGGGAAACAGGCCAUCGGUGGACUGUAAACAAGAGGAAAUUUUGGGAUAACUUCGACAUCGUACCAUGCACGUGUGAAAUGGUCUCAAUCUCGAUAUACUGGACCACUUGUUCUGCUUCAUUGAUGACUACGAGGCGACAGAUUGAGUGCAACACGUCCAAUUGCAUUCAUAAACAUUUCUAUAGGACUUCAAACCCCUGAGCAUUCAGUGUUUGGAUAUUUAAACUAAAAAGCCUUGUUUUAUUGUGGAUGGCAUCGACCAUUCACGACCAAAUGGCUGCAGCUGGAAAAGUCAAACGGAGUAAAUAUCUGCCCCAAGGCGUUGAGAGGUUAAAAGAGGAGCACAGAAAGGUCAGGACAGGAGUAACGUUUAUUUCAUAUACCACCAAUGCAUUCCUGCAGAUAUCAAAGCUUAAUGUCCAUGCACGUGAUCAAUCAUCAGCAUCGAUUCAUUCGUCGUAUGUUUAUGUUGUUUUUGCAGGAUAGUCGCAGUAUUACGCGUUUCGUUCUCUGGAAAGUUCUUUGUGUAUCACGUGUUGCUGUUGGCUAGCUGGUUGCAAACAGUUAUUUUGCUUUGGUGUAUGUGUGUUUCUGAUACUUUGCAAAAAAUGCACGUACAUAUUUAUAGGCAAUGUAUCUCAGUAAUUAUAACAGUAAAUUAUUCAUGUAUAGUAGCUAGAAAACAAUCUUUGUUCCAGCACAUGUUGUCCACGCUGCCAAAAUGCAUAGAGCAAGCAAAAGCUUACAGUACUGUUGUUACAGUAGGUAGUUUACAUGCUGUGAAAUUACUCUAUGUGAAGGUGGUGAAAGAUUGCAGAAGUCAAUUUGAGCACUGGAAAAAAGUGGAAAAUGACUAUGAAUCUCUUCAAGAGCGCCUCAGGACUUUGCCUGACAAGUUGUCUUAUGAUAUUAUGGUACCAUUUGGUCCCUUGGCUUUCAUGCCGGGAAAGCUAGUUCACACUAAUGAGUUAACGGUGCUCCUCGGGGAUAACUGGUUUGCAAAGUGUUCUGCCAAACAAGCUGAUGCUCUUGUGGAACACAGAAAGAAACAUGUCAAAAAUACGCUAGAUGACUUACAGAAAGUGAUGAAGAACUUUCAGAACAGAGCCGACUUUACAGAUGAUCUUGAAAAAUUGACUGGUGAUACUGGAGAUUUUGUAGACAUUAGAGAAGAAGUUAUAAAUGAGGAAGAAGUUACCAAAGCAAAACAUCGUUUGGCCCACAAAGCCAACUCUAAACCUAAGCAGGAGUAUUUGUUGGACCUGGAAGAGGACAAGGAGAAGAAAGAAGGCGAUGAAGAGGGAACGACAGGGGUGCUGUCAGAGGAGGAGCUGUGGGCUCGACUUGAUGAACUAGAACGUCAGGAGGAACUUCAAGAUGAAAGAUACCGAUUGGACAGCACAGACACUAAUGGAGAAGACACCACUUCCUCCUCAGAGGAAGAGAAGGAAGCAGAUGGUGGCAGCGAUGUCCAGGUUAAUGGCCAUCAGAAGGAAAAUGGCUGGGUACCGACAUCUAUCACAAGUCAGAUGAACGGCACUAAUGGCUCGCACCCUGAGGAUGAGGAGGAGGAAGAUUGUGAUGAGGAAGCAGGCAAUGGUCUUCCAACUAUCUACUUUUCUCAUACUGCAGAAUUCAAAAAGGUCAGGAUAAAUACAGGCAAGAACACCACUUUAAAAUUCAGUGAAAGAAAUGAACAAAAGGCGCAAGCCAAGCGAAAAAAGAAAAGUGGCAAAAGCAACGGCCAUUCUCCUCAUGAAAGUUACAAGAUCACAAGCCCAGCAGACAUUUAUAGGGUGUUUGUGGACUUGGUGAAUGGAGAGCCAAUACCACGCAAGUCCAUUUUGAAGUCCCGCAGCCGCGAGAACAGCGUGUGCAGUGACACCAGCGAGAGCAGCACAGCUGACUUCGAAGAGCGCCGUGCUGCUUUUGGACGCUCGUGGAGCCAUGAUGACGCCACACACAGUGAUACCAGCGAUGGCAUUACAGAGGAGGAAAGCCCCACUGGAACGAGCCCCCACACUAAUGGAUGCUUUGAGGCUUUUACAAGCACAGUGAUUGAAAAGGAUCCCCUGCCUUGCUCUAUCCCACACCUGACCAUCGCUCCUCCUGCCUUACCCACAAUCCCUGAGAGAAAGCUGGAGGAGGUGGGCCCCGAAGCUCCUCAGGAGCCACCCAAAUGGAUGUCUAAGUUUAAAGCUACACGGUUGCAUCAGAAAUAAGAGAUCAUCUCAUCAGCACACAACU
Messenger RNA from Sinocyclocheilus anshuiensis, 2493 nucleotides. RefSeq names its product unconventional prefoldin RPB5 interactor 1-like. The transcript is spliced from 11 exons. NCBI's taxonomy places the organism in Eukaryota, Metazoa, Chordata, Actinopteri, Cypriniformes, Cyprinidae. Gene Ontology annotation, molecular function: chromatin binding; transcription corepressor activity; phosphatase inhibitor activity. The record is from RefSeq and is a predicted model, not a curated record. Bases 828 to 2468 code for a protein of 546 amino acids. Gene Ontology annotation, biological process: negative regulation of phosphatase activity; negative regulation of transcription by RNA polymerase II.